Molecule: messenger RNA, 1872 nt
Organism: Pezoporus flaviventris
Lineage: Eukaryota; Metazoa; Chordata; Aves; Psittaciformes; Psittacidae
Gene: ACADSB
Product: acyl-CoA dehydrogenase short/branched chain
Exons: 11
Coding region: 23-1324 (433 amino acids)
Cellular component (GO): mitochondrion
Molecular function (GO): acyl-CoA dehydrogenase activity; flavin adenine dinucleotide binding
Source: RefSeq, a predicted model, not a curated record
GCGGGCGGGAGGCGGAAACAAUAUGGCGGCGGCGGCGGCGGGAGGUUGGCUGAGGGGAUGCGCGAAGCUGAAAAGAAAUAUGCCAGUGUAUUUGGCUCCUUGGAGGGCUUCUCCAUGUGCCUUUCGAUCCUCCAGAUCUGAACCCAUGCCAAAUCUAGCCAGUGAUGGAGUUGUCUGUGCUCCACUUCAGACAUUCACUCAAGAGGAGACAAUGCUGAAAAAUAUGGUGACAAAGUUUGCUCAGGAACGAGUUGCACCUUUGGUACAGAAAAUGGAUGAGAAUUCAAAAAUGGAAGACUCUGUAAUACAAGGAUUGUUUGAACAAGGGCUGAUGAGUAUUGAGCUUGGGGAAGAAUAUGGAGGAACUGGAGCUUCAUUUUUUUCCAUCAUAUUGGUGGUGGAAGAAUUAGCCAAAGUCGACCCAGCUGUAUCUCUUCUAUGUGAACUCCAAAAUACACUAACAAAUAAGUUGUUUACCACAUAUGGAACAGAAGAACAAAAAAGAACUUACUUGCCCAGAGUGGCUAAAGAUACGAUAGGCAGUUUCUGCCUUUCGGAGGCUGGAUCUGGCAGUGAUGCUUUCUCUUUGAAGACUCGGGCUGAAAAGAGAGGAGACUACUACGUCAUCAAUGGCUCAAAGAUGUGGAUUAGUUUAGCAGAACAUGCAGGAGUUUUCUUCGUGAUGGCAAAUACAGAUCCAUCCUUAGGAUACAGGGGAAUUACAUGCUUCAUAGUAGAUCGUGACACAGAGGGGCUACAUGUGGGGAAGAAGGAGGACAAGCUUGGAAUCAGAGCGUCUUCUACCUGUCCAGUAACGUUUGAAAACGUUAAGGUUCCUGAGACCAAUAUCCUGGGGCAGGUUGGACAAGGCUAUAAGUAUGCAAUUGGAAUGCUAAACACUGGCAGAAUAGGUAUUGCUGCACAGAUGUUAGGACUGGCACAGGGCUGUUUUGACCACACAAUUCCCUAUACAAAGGAGAGAGUCCAGUUUGGGAAAAGUGUAUUCGACUUCCAGGGGAUGCAACACCAGAUAGCUCAGGUGGCCACACAGUUGGAGGCAGCCAGGUUGCUGACCUACAACGCAGCCCGUCUUGCAGAAACAGGAAGGCCAUUCAUAAAGGAGGCAAGCAUGGCCAAGUACUACGCUGCUGAGGUUGCAACACUGACAACUAGUAAAUGUAUUGAAUGGAUGGGUGGCAUUGGCUUCACAAAAAAUUAUCCAAUAGAAAAGUAUUACCGUGACUGCAAGAUAGGUACAAUAUAUGAAGGAACUUCAAAUAUCCAGUUGAGCACCAUUGCAAAAAGCUUAGCAAAGGAGUACUGAAACCAGAAGGACUCAGGACUACUAGCGGAGUUGUUUCUCUGAACAUUCAUUGUGAAUUACACAUUUGUUUGUAAUCAUAAAAAUCAUUAAUAACAUCAUAAAUAGGAAUACCUGAUCACAGAUGAAAUCGUAAGGAAAACCAUGAACCCAUUUCAGAGCAGCGAGUGUGUAAUUCAUCUGGAAUCGUGAAUUCCACAUUCAAAUCCAAAUCGUGGGUUAAAAAGUAUUUCUUUCUGCCUGAGGGACUUCUAAGCUAACACACUGGCUGGUUGCCUUAGGUUAUGCCUGCAGUGUAUCUUCACUUUGAGACUUCAAAGUGAAAACAAAAGACGCCAAACCCUUGGCUUGCCUGGUAUGAAAGAUUCUGUUAAGCCAUCUGGGAGACAAGACACUACACACGCAGCAGAACUGUUGCAGGGUAUGAAGCUGCUGUUUGUUCAUGAUGCCCUUUAUUAGCAUGGAGAAGAGAGAGAAAUAGAAGUGAUAGUUUCCUCUCUCCCAGGUGGAGUGAUGUCUGUGGAGCUGCUGUAAUUGGAGUAAUUUUUAUA